UCGCGCAGCCCCCUGCACCGUCCCGGCCAGGGCCGCGCCAUGCCCAGCCCGGCGAGUGACCAGGCCCAGUGCCCGCGCGCAGGCUGCUCUCCCGCCCCCGGGCCCCGCGCCGACCCCGGCAGGUCCCGCGCUCCCCGACACCUCGCGUCCUCCUUCUCCGUCGAGGCCAUCCUGGCGAGGCCAGCGCCCCGCGCGCCCGCCGCCUCCCUGCUGUCCGCCCGCGCCCCUGCCUCCUCGGGCAUCUGGAAGGCUCCCUCCCGGUCUCCCGCCGCGGGUCUGCCCGGCGCGUGCCCCGCUCCCUGGCUGCCCGCCUACCUGAGCCUGGGGCUCUACCAGCCGUCCCCCCAGCCCCCUGCGCUGGGGCUGCGCGCGGCUCACCUCGGCGGUCUCCAGGGCCUCGGCGUCACAGGUUUGGAGCUGAUUCACUGCCCAGGCCUCUGGAGUCCCCCAGACUGGGCCCCAAGUGAGGACCUUCAGGACACUGAGAGACCCCAAAAGAGGAUUCGAACUAUGUUUAACUUGGAGCAGCUGGAAGAGUUGGAGAAGGUGUUUGCAAAACAGCACAAUCUAGUAGGAAAGAACAGAGCCCAGCUGGCAGCCCGGCUCAACCUUACAGAGAACCAGGUGAGGGUCUGGUUCCAGAACCGCAGGGUCAAGUAUCAGAAGCAGCAAAGGCUGAAACCACCAGCUGUGUCUGCCAUGGCUGCCUCCCCAGACGAGCCCUCCAGCAGCUCUGACACCAUCAUCCAGAGAGAAGACACGGAGUCAGGAGGGGACAGCUGAGGAUUGGGGUGAAGGCUCAACCCAGGCUGCCUGGGCUAGCUCUGCCUGGGGACCCCCACUGGACCGACCUGCUCUACAUAUUGACAAAGAGUCUCAUCGGGGUCAACGGGCACCAGAGAAAUCUGAACCGUUGAGAACGUUUCAAUAUUGACUCCUGGGCGCUGCAAUAAUGUAAUGGUCAGCAGCACAGACUUUGACCGUCAGCUAUGUCCUUGGCCACGUUACUGAGCUUCUGGGCCUUUUUUCUUCACCGGUGUCACGGGUGUGUUGAUAGCUUAGAGCUCCCAGGGCUGAGAGGAUGUCUGUAAAGCACUAACAGUGUGCCAGGCCCAGUGCUAAGUGUGUGGCAACUGUCAAGGCUUAUGGACCCCUUCACCUGGGGGAGUGGUGCCUGUGCCAGCCCUGGCUUCCCCAGGGACUAAUCUCUUCCUGGCCUGGUUGUGGAGCAGAGAGGGGCUCCUUGAAUCAAUGUCUGGGCAUAGAAGACUCUUCCCCGACAGAAAUGGUAGAGUUGACAGCAAAAAAAAAGAGGGAAAGGAAGGCUAUUUAGUCCACUUCCCCUCACAAGGUUCCCCAAAGCUUUCUUGUUUUGUCUGAACUGUCAUAACUCUCAGAAGGGGCUCAGGCCCAGGUGCCUCCUUGAAGCAGACAUGCUACCCUGACCACCAUCUUUCUCUCUAGCUUCCCACCUUGACACCCCCCUCCCCCCGCUCAUUUUUAUAUACAGUAAUUUGCCUCUUCCUCUGCCAAGGUGGCAUUUUACCAUAAACUCUGCUGUGUUUUUCAUAAAACAGUGAUUAUUUAUCCCUCUUCACUACCCUGACUCAUAGUUCCCUUUCCUUCCCCGGAAUCUGCUUGGUUUGUCUCUAAGAAGCCUAACUGACAGCCUACCUCAGAGAAGACAGUCACAGGCAUUUCCAGAGUAGAUUUCUCUCAGGCUCCACGUUCCUGGGUGGGGCGCUGUUGAGGGUACUUCUUUAGAAUGUAGCGGUGAGCUGGUGGAAGGAGGCCUGCCCUGCCACCCGGUGGUGAAAGAGGGCACGGUCCCCGCUGCUCUAGUUUUCUGAGAGAGGAAAGGCAGGCAGGAGAGUCAGCCUUGGAAAACCACCUGCUUCCCAAAGCAGUGGACCAUCCUCUCCUGGACACCAGGCUGUAGGCGCGAGGGAGGCCAGGGUCCAGCUCCAAGAACCCUUCUCUGUACCCAUCUUCAGGGAAAUCCUCCCUAAUGCUGGACUCAAAGGCAACUCCAUUAAUCAAAGAACCCAGCUGAAU
This is a messenger RNA of Myotis daubentonii (Daubenton's bat), 2055 nucleotides long. It is a transcript of the gene NOTO, whose product is annotated as notochord homeobox. Gene Ontology annotation, molecular function: DNA-binding transcription factor activity, RNA polymerase II-specific; RNA polymerase II cis-regulatory region sequence-specific DNA binding. The record is from RefSeq and is a predicted model, not a curated record. Gene Ontology annotation, cellular component: nucleus. Gene Ontology annotation, biological process: neuron differentiation; regulation of transcription by RNA polymerase II; central nervous system development. Lineage: Eukaryota; Metazoa; Chordata; Mammalia; Chiroptera; Vespertilionidae.